AAAGAAUGGGUUUUAUUGAAAUUAUUCAAAGUCUUGAACAUUUUCUUUUCAUUCAAAAUAUAUGGCUCUAUUCUUCGUUUUAUUCAAACUCAAAUGUCAUCAACUUAAAUCCUUAUAUGCCUAUAUAUAUAAACUGAUUUCACAAGCUUAUAAGUCACAAUCAACUUCAUAAAUCGUUUACAUUUUAUUUUAUUUAGUGUUUGCAUGCCAAAAAAAAAUGCUCUUCUCCAUAGUUUUUGCUCUCGUGGUCGGAUUAUUCGUCCACCUUUAUGUUUCUCUCGUAUUUAAGCCGCAAAACAUUCGCAAAAUCUUGAGGCAACAAGGACUUAAUGGCCCCCCUCCAACAAUCCUCGUCGGAAACCUACUCGAAAUCAAGAAGUCUCGUGCAGCCGCUGCCGAGAAAACCCUCGUCCGCCACCCUCAAUCGCCGCCACUCACCCACAACACCGCCGCCGUUUUUCCCUUUUUAGAGAAUUGGAGAAAUCAAUACGGUCCAGUGUACACGUUUUCGCUUGGUAAAACGCAAAUAGUGUACGUGAGUAAUCCCGAUUUGGUGAAAGCGAUAACCACGUCGACGUCACUCGAUUUCGGGAGACCUUCUUACCAGCAGAAAGAACUCGGCCCUUUACUCGGACACGGCAUUUUGACCUCGAAUGGUUCCGUAUGGGCUCGACAGAGGAAAAUCAUGGCUCCUCAAUUAUUCAUGGACAAAGUCAAGGGAAUGAUGAGCAUAGUAACCGAGUCGGCUUUCACGGUGGUGAAUUCAUGGAGGAACAAAAUCGAGGCUAACGAUCAUGGAGGAGGAUUAGUUCUUGAUAUAGCGGUCGACGAUUAUAUGAAACGAUUUUCGGGCGACGUAAUAUCUAGAGCAUGUUUUGGUAGUAGCUAUUCCAAAGGGCAAGAGAUUUUCUUGAAGCUUGGAUCUCUCCAAGAGAUUAUAUCAAAGAAAACAAUGUCUAUUGGCAUUCCAGGAUUAAGAUAUCUUCCUACAAAGAGCAAUAGAAAAAUAUGGGAGUUAGAGAAAGAAAUCAAAGGAUUGAUUUUAAAGGUGGUGAAGGAAAGAAGAGAAGGAGAUGGAUACGAGAAGGAUCUAUUGCAGAAGCUUCUAGAAGGUGCGAAGAGUGAUUAUGCUAACUCGGACGAGAUCGAUCGGUUCAUUGUAGAUAACUGCAGGAACAUCUACUUGGCUGGUUUCGAGACAUCCGCUGUCUCCGCUUCUUGGUGUCUCAUGUUGUUGGCUUCGAAUCCCGAGUGGCAAACAUGUGUUAGAGACGAGGUUGUCGAAGUCUGUCAGGGUCGGAUUCCCGACCCUGACAUGCUCCGUAAGAUGAAAAAGUUGAAUAUGGUGAUUCAAGAAACGAUGCGCCUCUACCCUCCGGCACCUACCCUAUCGAGGGAGGCGUUGAAAGAUAUAAACAUAGGCGGUAUACAUGUCCCACGAGGCGUCGGUCUUUGGACAAUGGUGUCCACACUGCAUACGGACACCGACUUGUGGGGCCCAGACGCGCUCGAAUUUAAACCUCAAAGGUUCGAGAAUGGAAUCGCCGGAGCAUGCAAGAGCCCGAACUCGUACAUGCCGUUCGGGUUCGGGCCUCGGGUCUGCAUCGGUCAACACCUGGCUAUGGUCGAGCUCAAGAUGCUGAUGUCACUCAUUUUGUCUAGUUUCUCCUUCACUCUCUCUCCUAAAUAUGUGCACUCACCAGUUAUGAGGAUGAUGGUAGAGCCUAAGUAUGGAGUUGACAUUUUGAUCAAGAAGCUGUGA
Messenger RNA from Erythranthe guttata (spotted monkey flower), 1762 nucleotides. Its product is annotated as cytochrome P450 714C2. The record is from RefSeq and is a predicted model, not a curated record. Gene Ontology annotation, molecular function: heme binding; monooxygenase activity; iron ion binding. Lineage: Eukaryota; Viridiplantae; Streptophyta; Magnoliopsida; Lamiales; Phrymaceae.